UUUGACGUAAAGACGCUUCCACAGAGCCAAAUAAAUGAGUGACAACAAACUAAGCCUUCGCUUCCCAACGUCCCAAAACUGUGGAAAGCAUGUCUAUCAAUAUUCAAAAGAGCUUCAGAAACUGUAGGAAACAAAGAUUCAGCGAUGACCAAAUCAAGUCACUGGAGACGACAUUCAAGACGGAGGCUAGACCGGAGCUACGCCUGAAGCAUCACCUAGCUAACAAGCUUGGGCUGCAGCCACGACAGAUCGCGAUAUGGUUCCAGAACAAGAGGGCUAGAUCAAAGUCCAAGCAAAUCGAGCAGGAAUACAGUGUGCUUAAGUCCAACUACGAUCACUUAGCUCUACAGUUUGAGGCAUUGAGGAAAGAAAACCAAACAUUGCUUAUCCAGGUGCAGAAACUCAGAAAGAAGGCUGAUUGCGAGGAAAAUGACAAGAAUACAUUGAAAUUGGCAGCUUCUGAGAUCCCAAGAUUACUACUAGACAUCAACGGCAAUGAGAUAUGUGGUGAACUGAAAGGAAGAGUAGAUUACCUGGAGGAAGAGGCAGAUGCUGACGUUCUGUAUAUGGCUCAGAUUGCUGAAAGUUCCUUACCAUCGCCUCAAGACAGUUGUAGCUUAGAAUCUUGUAAUUUUCUUGAUAAUACUGGAGGUAGUGCACAGUGGUGGGACUUCUAGUUCUAAAAUAUAGAGUGAAGAUACGUGUGUGAUCGAUUAGGGAGCAGAGUAUUAUGAAGUAGGUUGUGUAAACUCAUACUGCAUACUUCUUCCAAUUUUUAUUUAUGUUUGCUGUAAUCACCCUGUAAAAGCAAAGCCAUCUCAGAUGGAUUUUCGUGAUCA
This is a messenger RNA of Salvia hispanica, 839 nucleotides long. RefSeq names its product homeobox-leucine zipper protein ATHB-16-like. The record is from RefSeq and is a predicted model, not a curated record. Gene Ontology annotation, biological process: positive regulation of DNA-templated transcription. NCBI's taxonomy places the organism in Eukaryota, Viridiplantae, Streptophyta, Magnoliopsida, Lamiales, Lamiaceae. Gene Ontology annotation, cellular component: nucleus. Gene Ontology annotation, molecular function: sequence-specific DNA binding; DNA-binding transcription factor activity, RNA polymerase II-specific.